AUGUCAGAUGAUGAUCGUGAUGGAAUGUUUUCGUUUUGUGCGAAAUUUAAGAAGAAAUUUUGCAACGCCUGUUUGCGAGCAGAUAAAAAAGUCAGAGCAAAAACAAGAAAUCAAAACUUUAUAACGGACCCAAAGUUUCACGGUUAUGCUUCGACUGCGAUGAAAGCAACAAACAACAAGGAAUUUAAUGUGCAAUUCGACUUCCACAUCGCUUUUAAGCAAAUUGACUCUGAAAGUUUUUCAUUUAAAAUGUGGUGGCUGUGGGUGGAAGUCGUUAAAGAAAAAGAUUGUGACAUGGUGGUCGUGAUGAAAUCAUGA
Molecule: messenger RNA, 318 nt
Organism: Clunio marinus
Lineage: Eukaryota; Metazoa; Arthropoda; Insecta; Diptera; Chironomidae
Source: the annotation of a GenBank genome assembly